GUAGACUUGGAUUCAAGACAUAUUGGCUGGGUAACAAGUGAACUUCCUGGGGGUGAUAAUCACAUCAUCAAAAUUGAAUUGAAAGGCCCAGAGAACACACUAAGAGUUCGACAAGUGAAAAUUCUUGGAUGGAAAGAUGGUGAAAGCAUUAAAAUAGCAGGGCAGAUUUCUGCAAGUGUAGCCCAACAAAGAAACUGUGAAUCUGAGACACUGCGAGUGUUCCGACUUAUUACAUCCCAGGUAUUUGGAAAACUCAUCUCUGGAGAUGCUGAGCCAACCCCAGAACAAGAAGAAAAAGCACUGCUGUCUUCCCCAGAAGGAGAAGAAAAAGUACACAAUGCAACAUCAGAUGCAGACCUGAAGGAGCACAUGGUGGGGAUCAUAUUCAGCCGGAGCAAACUGACAAAUUUGCAGAAGCAGGUGUGUGCUCACAUAGUCCAGGCCAUACGGAUGGAAGCAACCCGUGUGCGUGAAGAAUGGGAGCACGCCAUCUCUAGCAAAGAGAACGCCAACUCGCAGCCUAACGAUGAAGAUGCUUCUUCUGACGCUUACUGCUUUGAGCUGCUCUCGAUGGUGCUGGCACUGAGCGGCUCUAAUGUAGGCCGGCAGUACCUGGCUCAGCAGCUGACUCUGCUCCAGGAUCUCUUCUCAUUACUACACACUGCUUCUCCCAGGGUACAGAGACAGGUAACAUCAUUACUAAGGCGUGUUUUGCCUGAGGUAACCCCUAGUCGCCUGGCUAGUAUUAUAGGAGUGAAGUCUCUUCCACCAGCAGAUAUAAGUGAUAUCAUUCACUCAACAGAAAAAGGAGACUGGAAUAAACUAGGUAUCUUAGACAUGUUUUUGGGAUGCAUCGCCAAAGCUCUCACUGUACAGCUAAAAGCCAAAGGAACUACCAUAACAGGGACAGCUGGCACUACUGCAGGCAAAGGAGUUACUACAGUCACACUCCCAAUGAUCUUCAAUUCCAGCUAUAUUCGGCGAGGUGAAAGCCAUUGGUGGAUGAAGGGUUCAACACCUACACAGAUUUCAGAGAUCAUUAUUAAACUCAUUAAAGACAUGGCAGCAGGUCAUCUGUCAGAAGCUUGGUCCCGUGUGACAAAGAAUGCUAUUGCUGAAACCAUUAUAGCUCUGACCAAAAUGGAAGAAGAAUACAGAUCACCAGUGAGGUGCAUUGCAACAACCAGACUAUGGCUGGCCUUAGCAUCCCUCUGUGUACUUGAUCAGGAUCAUGUUGAUAGGCUAUCCUCAGGAAGAUGGAUGGGAAAGGACGGACAGCAGAAACAGAUGCCAAUGUGUGAUAACCAUGAUGAUGGUGAAACUGCUGCAAUCAUUUUAUGUAACGUCUGUGGGAAUUUGUGUACAGAUUGUGACCGAUUCCUUCAUCUCCAUCGGCGAACAAAAACUCAUCAGAGACAGGUAUUCAAAGAAGAAGAAGAAGCAAUCAAAGUUGAUCUCCACGAGGGUUGUGGUAGGACCAAACUUUUCUGGCUGAUGGCAUUAGCAGAUUCUAAAACUAUGAAGGCUAUGGUGGAAUUUAGAGAACAGACAGGCAAACCGACCACCAGCAGUUCUGAAGCGUGUCGCUUCUGUGGCUGUAGGAGUGGAACAGAAUUAUCGGCAGUGGGAAGCGUUUGUUCUGAUACCGAUUGCCAGGAGUAUGCUAAAAUUGCCUGCAGCAAGACACACCCCUGUGGUCAUCCAUGUGGAGGCGUUAAGAACGAAGAGCACUGUUUGCCAUGCUUGCAUGGCUGUGAUAAGAACGCUACAACUCUUAAACAAGAUGCUGAUGACAUGUGCAUGAUCUGCUUUACUGAAGCACUUUCAGCAGCACCAGCUAUCCAGCUGGACUGCAGCCACGUUUUCCACUUGCAAUGCUGUCAGCGAGUACUAGAAAACAGAUGGCUUGGGCCAAGGAUAACUUUCGGCUUUAUGUCCUGUCCUAUUUGCAAG
Molecule: messenger RNA, 1953 nt
Organism: Antrostomus carolinensis (chuck-will's-widow)
Lineage: Eukaryota; Metazoa; Chordata; Aves; Caprimulgiformes; Caprimulgidae
Product: E3 ubiquitin-protein ligase MYCBP2-like
Exons: 13
Biological process (GO): axon guidance; regulation of synaptic assembly at neuromuscular junction
Cellular component (GO): plasma membrane; nucleus
Molecular function (GO): ubiquitin protein ligase activity
Source: RefSeq, a predicted model, not a curated record